Messenger RNA from Exophiala oligosperma, 297 nucleotides. RefSeq lists its product as uncharacterized. The transcript has 3 exons. Lineage: Eukaryota; Fungi; Ascomycota; Eurotiomycetes; Chaetothyriales; Herpotrichiellaceae. The coding region runs from base 1 to 297 and encodes 98 amino acids. The record is from RefSeq and is a predicted model, not a curated record.
AUGGGGUCUCGUGAGAAUUUCGGCGAGCUCCUACAGCAGUACUCGACGUGCGAUAUAUCCGACGCAUUAACCAUGCUGGGGAGUCCGCAUGGGGGUUGUUUACCUGAUAUCUCGAUGUGGUCACCUCAACGCCAGGAAGGCCACACUCGAAUUGCGGGUCCGGCGUAUACGGUCCACUUUGUUCGCAGGGGCACCGAACCUUCGACAAUUAAAGAACACUACAUCGAUUCCGUUCCUGCCGGCACGGUGAUUUUCAUUUCGGCUCCUCCUGAUGCCGCGAACGCGGUUUAUGGCUGA